This is a messenger RNA of Lactuca sativa (garden lettuce), 1323 nucleotides long. RefSeq lists its product as uncharacterized. The record is from RefSeq and is a predicted model, not a curated record. Gene Ontology annotation, molecular function: protein binding. NCBI's taxonomy places the organism in Eukaryota, Viridiplantae, Streptophyta, Magnoliopsida, Asterales, Asteraceae.
AUGCCCUUCAAGUUCUUAGAUCUCUCUCAAAACAAACUCAUCGGUCCUUUGACAAACCUUCCUAAUAUUGGGAAAUUUGAUGUGUUUGGAUAUGGAUUUUACCCAGGAUUAUUUCUGCAAGAUAACCUUUUUAAUGGGUCGAUUCCAAGGUCACUGUGCCGAAGGACAGAUUUAUUCCUUCUGGAUCUUUCCAAAAAUAGGUUAACUGAAAAAAAAAUUCCCAAGUGUCUUGCGAAUCUGCAAAUGUUGCAGGGCAUGAAAUUUAGCUCAAAUAAGAAGUCUGGUGUCAUUCCAAAAUCCAUAGUUCUUUUUUCUUCAUCGUUGCUUGGGUUAAAACUGAAUGACAAUAUGUUUAGAGGUGAACUUCCUGGAGAAUGGGGGAAUUUAAAAGGCCUAAUGGUCUUAGAUUUUGGUGAUGAUAAAUUUUUUGGGAAUAUACCAGAAAGGAUCGGAGAAAAACUUCCAUAUUUGAUGGUUUUAAGGUUACGCGGAAAUAACUUCACCGGUGGAAUUCCUCGAUCUGUGUGCAAUGUUUCAGAACUUCAAAUUUUGGAUGUUGCAUUCAAAAACUUAACAGGAAUCAUCCCUUAUUGUCUAGGACGGUUGAGUGCCAUGGUAUACCGUAGCUUAGAUGGGAGUCUUACCUUUGUGGAUGCUGAGUAUGAGAAUGUGAAUCAAGUCGUGAAAGGUGUUGAUCGCGAAUAUACAACAGCAUGGCAAAUAAUGUUCAACAUGGAUCAUUCAAGCAAUAAUCUUGUCGGAGGGAUACCGGUCGAGCUAACUGCGCUUUCUAUGUUGAUGGGUCUCAAAUUGUCUAAUAAUCAUCUAAGUGGGCUCAUUCCCGAAAGCAUUGGAAACAUGACGAAGUUAGAAUCUUUGGACUUCUCAAAAAAUGAGUUGACUGGGAUAAUCCCUCCAAGCAUGGCCUCUUUAAACUUUUUGAGCCGCUUGAAUUUGUCACACAACAACUUGUUUGGAGAAAUUCCAACAGGAAAUCAAUUGCAGACCCUUGAUGAUCUGUCAAUAUAUAUUGGCAACAAAGAUCUAUGUGGAGCUCCAUUGCCAAAGAAUUACUCAAGCCAUGAAGACCCAACAACGCAUGAGAAGAAAGAUGAAACGCCUGAUGGGCCGACGAAGGUAUGUUUGUACCUAGAUAUAAUAUUUGGUUUUGCAAUAGGGUUUUCGGGUGUUAUUGGCGUUUUGUUGUUCAAGAAGCAGUGGAGACAGAAGCUUUUCAUGUUUUCUGAGGAAACCAUGAACAAGAUAUAUGUUGAUGUUGUGGUAAGAGUUGCCAAGAUUAAGAGAGGAAGAGAAGCCUUAUAG